Messenger RNA from Capsaspora owczarzaki ATCC 30864, 664 nucleotides. Its product is annotated as ribosomal protein P2. Bases 141 to 476 code for a protein of 111 amino acids. Gene Ontology annotation, biological process: cytoplasmic translational elongation. The record is from RefSeq and is a predicted model, not a curated record. Gene Ontology annotation, molecular function: structural constituent of ribosome. Gene Ontology annotation, cellular component: cytosolic large ribosomal subunit; ribosome. The transcript is spliced from 2 exons. NCBI's taxonomy places the organism in Eukaryota, Filasterea, Ministeriida, Capsasporidae.
ACUCAAGCCGACAAAAAAAAAAAAAAAAAAAAAAAAUCAAACGAUUUUUUUUUUCGUUUUCUUCGUCUUCUUCUUCUUCUUCUUCUUUUUCUUCUCUGCUCGCCUCGCCUGCCUCUGCCUCCAACCUCUAAACACUCAAGAUGCGUUACAUUGCCGCGUACCUGCUCGCCACUCUCGGUGGCAACAAGACCCCCUCCGCUGCCGACGUCAAGGCCAUCCUCAGCUCGGUUGGCAUUGAGGCCGACGAGACCAAGCUCAACAAGGUCAUCGCCGAGCUCUCUGGCAAGUCCCUCGAGCAGCUCAUCGCUGCCGGCUCUGCCAAGCUCGCCUCCGUCCCCGCUGGCGGCGCUGCCGCUGCCCCCGCUGCUUCUUCUGCCGCCCCCGCCAAGGAGGCCAAGAAGGAGGAGCCCAAGAAGGAGGAGAAGAAGAAGGAGGAGUCCGAGGAGGGCGACAUGGGCUUUGGUCUUUUCGAUUAAAAACUGCAUCGGCGGUAGUGUUACCUCGGGUCCCGUUCUUUCUGUUCCCCUGAUUCCAUUUGUCACAGUCCCGUUGUGCGCAUGACCAAGCCAUGGCCUCGUUCGAUCUUGUUUGUUGUCAUUUGACUUUGUUGUGCAAGCGUGUCUCUUUUGUCCUUCAAAUAGUGAACAUGCUGGUGGAAACUUUC